This is a messenger RNA of Cricetulus griseus (Chinese hamster), 1374 nucleotides long. The record is from RefSeq and is a predicted model, not a curated record. Lineage: Eukaryota; Metazoa; Chordata; Mammalia; Rodentia; Cricetidae.
GGGAAAAGGACUGGCUAACGCGGGGGAGAAGGGCUCCAAGCCCUGCUGGUAUCAGGAUCCGCGCCUUGGACAACGCCGGCAAAGGAGCCGAGCCAGAAUUCUCCAUGCCGGAUAACUUGGGCGAGUCUGACGUCUCCCUCUCCACAACCCAGUUCAGUAUGCGCUCCCCUAAAUGCACCCUGAUACUGGCUGAUAAUAACCCAGAUCCUGCCGCGGCCGUAGGUGAAUUCCCGCUUCAUUCCUCGUAUGUAAUCGCAGAAGCCCGGGUUUCCUCAGGCUGAGCUGCAGGUGCUGACAUUAGUUUCAGGCCAGUGAAAAACUGCUGAGGCUGGACCGUCAUGGGGGAGGCCAGUAGAGAUGAGUAUAAAAUCCAGUCGUUUGAUGCAGAGACCCAGCAGCUGCUGAAGACUGCACUCAAAGAUCCAGGCACCGUGGACUUGGAGAAAGUGGCCAAUGUGAUUGUGGACCAUUCCCUGCAGGACUGUGUGUUCAGCAAGGAAGCAGGACGGAUGUGCUACGCCAUCAUCCAGGCAGAGAGUAAGCAAGCAGGCCAGAGUGUCUUCCGCCGCGGGCUCCUUGACCGGCUGCAGCGGGAGUAUCAGGCCCGGGAGCAGCUGCGAGCCCGCUCACUGCAGAGCUGGGUCUGCUAUGUCACCUUUAUCUGCAACAUCUUUGACUACCUGAGGGUGAACAAUAUGCCCAUGCUGGCCCUGGUUAACCCUGUCUAUGACUGUCUCUUCCAGCUGGCCCAGCCUGAGAGUUUGAGCCGGGAAGAGGAGGUGGACUGCCUGGUGCUACAGCUGCACCGCGUUGGGGAGCAGCUGGAGAAGAUGAACGGGCAGCGCAUGGAUGAGCUCUUUGUCCUGAUCCGGGAUGGCUUCCUGCUCCCGUUAGGCCUCAGCUCCCUGGGGCGGCUGCUGCUGCUGGAAAUGAUCGAGUUCCGGGCAGCCGGCUGGAAGACCACUCCUGCUGCCCAUAAGUAUUAUUAUAGUGAGGUUUCCGACUGAGCCAGGGUCCACGCGCCUCUGGCUGCACACACCUUCCUGGUCUUCCCCUUCCUCCAAGUCCUUUCAGGUUCCUUUUUCCCACCAGGCAGGGAAAGGCAACUAACAACCACUGAACUGUGUAACCACUGGUGCAACACUACCUUGGUGCCUCAGUUUCCCCAUCUGUAAAAUGGGCCAUCAUAGCCAUUGGUGGGAAGCUUUGGGAUGUUAAGGGCACAGAGCACAAAUUACAAGGGAAACAGUGUUUUCUACGUUUUGUACAGAGACUACUGUGGAGAUAGCCUGUGUCCUUCUGCCAGCUUCCAUGAGUGACGACGUCUCACCAGGUUGGGUGAAGGUUUUCUAAUAAAUGUUGUCUGAAACUAAA